CCUCCAUCAUCAGCUCUUCCCUCUUCGACCAAAUGCUGAAGCAUCGGAACCCCUUUUACAAGUACGACGCUUUCAUAGCCGCCGCGAACUCCUUCAGCGGGUUCGGGACGACCGGUGAUGCCACCACUCGUGCGAGGGAAAUCGCUGCCUUCUUAGCACAAACCUCCCACGAAACAACUGGUGGGUGGGCAACGGCACCUGACGGUCCAUAUGCUUGGGGCUACUAUUAUGUCACGGAACAAUCCGACACAUCGGAUCACUGCCAAUGGAGGCCGGAGUGGCCAUGCGCUCCCGGCAAGAAGUACUAUGGCCGAGGACCCAUGCAGAUCUCCUUCAACUACAACUACGGACCGGCGGGGCAAGCCAUCGGCGUCGACCUGCUCAACAACCCGGACCUGGUCGCCACCGACCCGGUCGUCUCGUUCAAGACGGCCUUGUGGUUCUGGAUGACGCCGCAGUCGCCGAAGCCGUCGUGCCACGACGUGAUCACCGGGCGGUGGACCCCGUCGACCGCCGAUCAGUCCGCAGGGAGGUUGCCGGGAUACGGUGUCGUCACCAACAUCAUUAACGGAGGGUUGGAGUGCGGGAUAGGGCCCGAUGCCCGGGUUGCGGACCGGAUCGGAUUCUACAAGACGUACUGUGACCUCCUGGGAGUGAGCUAUGGAGACAACUUGGACUGCUACGGUCAGAGGCCUUUUGGAUUUGCCUCCUUAUCCGAGAGUCGAGAAGGCUAAAUGUGUGUCGGCUUCAGCAGCAUGAUGGAUGUACUAAAUAAAGCAGCCGCCUCUCUUAUCGCCACAAUGUGUGGCAGCCCAGGAUAAAUUACCUGUGCCUGUUGUCACUCGACAAUGUUCUCGAGUUCUUAAUUCCCGCUAUCCUGUAAUAAUAAUCUUGUUUUCCGCGGGACAAAAUUUAGUGUGUCG
Messenger RNA from Musa acuminata AAA Group (dessert banana), 923 nucleotides. Its product is annotated as endochitinase-like. Bases 33 to 734 code for a protein of 233 amino acids. The transcript is spliced from 3 exons. Lineage: Eukaryota; Viridiplantae; Streptophyta; Magnoliopsida; Zingiberales; Musaceae. Gene Ontology annotation, biological process: carbohydrate metabolic process; defense response to fungus; chitin catabolic process. The record is from RefSeq and is a predicted model, not a curated record. Gene Ontology annotation, molecular function: chitinase activity.